Molecule: messenger RNA, 1491 nt
Organism: Caenorhabditis remanei
Lineage: Eukaryota; Metazoa; Nematoda; Chromadorea; Rhabditida; Rhabditidae
Exons: 16
Coding region: 1-1491 (496 amino acids)
Source: RefSeq, a predicted model, not a curated record
AUGUGUAUUCGUAUGAUACCUCCAGAAGACGUAUCGGUUGGUACAAUAUCUGCUACUCAAGCUUCUCCGAUAACAACUACACAAUGUACUGCGUCAUCAUGCCCAUCAACGACUACAGCGGUAAGAGUGAAUCCUGUAAUUGUUUCCCCUGCGGUAAGAGUGACUCCAGUAAUUGUUUCCCCUGUAACGACAGCUACUGGAACUGUAACAACAACACCUGUCACGAUGACUCCCAUGUUGUGCACAAACUGUGAUAUAGCUGCGAUCGCACCAGUGAUGGAAGCAAACACAGUUUUUGAGAAUACAAAUACAGUAGGAGCCAAUGGGUGUACACAAACCAAUGCGAUAUGCAGAAGAACCGAUGAUCAAGUUUGUACAGGAGUCAUAUUAUCUGCAACAAAUGCUGCUGGGACUUCUACUAUUUUCAGUGCCAUGAAUGCGAAUCAAGUCAGCGGAUUGCUCACUUGUCAGGCUGAUGGUACCUACUCCAGUGGCUCAGUCACAGGAAUCACCAAACUUAUGUGCACUUUUGAUACAUGUGUACCUCCCUGCGCAACAUGUGACAUAGAAGCUGUUAAACCAUUAAUGAAUCCGCCCGAUUCUUCCUUUGAUAUAACUGGUAGUACCCCUGAUGGCCAAGCAUGCAAGAGAUACGUUGUUACUUGUCGUAACAUGAUUCCUUGUCCUGCAAUAAAUCUUUACGCUGAGAUUGGGACAGGAGGAGAACAGCUUAUCAAAACAGAGGAAAAUGGUGCAACUAGUGCAUCAGCGGAAGUUGACUGCGGAAAUGAUGCAAAAUUAACAUUCAUGGGAAUGUUUCCAGUUUCUCACUCCUCAAGAGGAAAGAGUUUGAAUGCCUUGAAAUUGGAGGAGGGGAUUUAUCAAAAUUUAGGUUUUCAAGUGUGCACAACAUGUGAUAUAGCUGCGAUCGCACCAGUGAUGGAAGCAAACACAGUUUUUGAGAAUACAAAUACAGUAGGAGCCGAUGGGUGUACACAAACCAAUGCGAUAUGCAGAAGAACCGAUGCUCAAGUUUCUACAGAAGUCACUUUAUCUGCAACAAAUGCGGCUGGGACUUCUACUAUUUCCAGUGCCAUGAAUGCGAAUCAAGUCAGCGGAUUGCUCACUUUCCAGGCUGAUGGUACCUACUCCAGUGGCUCAGUCACAGGAAUCACCAAACUCGUCUGCACUUUUGUUACAAGUGUACCUCCUUGCGCAUCAUGUGACAUAGAAGCCGUUAGACCAUUGAUGGACCAACCUAAUUCUUACUUUGAUAUAAUCGAUAGAACUCCCACUGGGCAGACAUGCAAAGUAUACCAAGUUCAAUGUAAUUACAAUGGUGUAUCUUGCGCUGCAGUUCUUCUUUACGCCACAAUCAGACAAUUAGGUAAUGAUAUUGAAGACCCGAUUGCCUUAGGUAAUGACGUGGAAAUGAUGGCUACGGAACUUGCUUGCGGAAAUGAUGGAACAUUAACCUUCAUAGGAUUGUAG